Messenger RNA from Neopsephotus bourkii (Bourke's parrot), 2968 nucleotides. RefSeq lists its product as uncharacterized. Lineage: Eukaryota; Metazoa; Chordata; Aves; Psittaciformes; Psittacidae. The record is from RefSeq and is a predicted model, not a curated record. The transcript has 6 exons. Bases 132 to 803 code for a protein of 223 amino acids.
ACUGCCCUGGAGCAAGGCACACUGUAAACAACCAGUGACCCACCUACAUGCAGCCUCGCGCCUGCCCCCGCUGCUUCAGCUCUUAAGGUCCACAGGCAACAAGUAGCUAGCCCCUGGUCUCCUGCAAAACAAUGCCAUUCAGCUCCUGCCCACUUUGGAAAACACUGGGUUUUAUAAGCUUAGCAGUGCUUCUUGCAGAUUUUACAAAAAUUGGAGCUUUUGCUAAUCCAAAUGAAUGUAAAAGUGCAACCAUAGAUGAUGUCAACGAGAGUCUUAAGAAAUAUUCAAACUGUUUUCAUGAAAUGAUCCCUGAGAGUAAAAAAUCUUCAAUCAAUUUCCUUGUCUGGACACUGCAAGAAAUGCUUGAUCUUCUACGCCCUGUACAACAGAAAUCUUGCAAGCAGCUUCCUCCCUGCCCGCUCCCACUACCCCCUAGAAACGGCGGGCUGGUGUGUGUCACCAUUGACAAUGCUCAGUACUGUAAACCCAUGUGCAACAAGGGUUAUGACUUCCAGUUCCUCAGAAGGAGUAGACUGUAUGAAGUAUGUGGCAACAGAACCGGUUUUUCCUGGACAACACAGCUUGCUGGGGAAAAGGCACUGGCUGUUUGUAACCCCUCUGAGAUGGCCAUCAGUGGAGCUGAAUCUGCCUAUUUCCCCACCAACAGCACCUGUCUGCGCACAUUAGCCUUCACUGAAACUCAGACUGAUCAGCUAAACACGUUCCUCAAAGAGCUUGGCGAGCAAGGCAUUGACGGCUCCAACCGUGACAAGGAUGCUGAUUGUAUCAUCUGUGGUUACUAGCACCAAAAAUGCUUGUGCUACAGACCAACCAGCCAUCUGCAAUCUGACAUGGGCAUUUUGACAAGAGAUGCAGAUCAGUGAAAUCAUUGCUAAGACGUGUAAACAUACAGCUUUUAUUCGAUUAAAGAACUAGAGAUCAUAGUCCUAAUUUGACCUCAGCUCUUGGAUACAGAUAUGUAGGCUAAACCUAAUCUCAUAGCUCAUGGCAGAAGUGUUUCAAAGAAAGUUCACUUUUAUGGCUUAAAUUUAUCUAGCUGGAAUUAAAUAAGAAACAGAGUUGUUUCAUGGUUGCAGUCAUUAGUUAAACACAGUAAUUUUUACCGGAAAUCAUCUUCUGUCAGGUGUUAGUUUUACUUUACUUCUAGUUGCUUUUACAGGUGCCAAUUAAUCACUGAUUUGUUUCUCUGAUGACCAUUAAAGCAGUGCAAGUCACUGGUCAUAGGCAGUACAGUUCUUUAUUCAUGUACCUGCUUGGUUGGGGGUUAAAUCCGGCUGUACAUACAGCUGUUCAAGGUGCUGUGAUUUGCACGAACUACAAACUUAAAGCACUGUAGUUUGCUGGUGGGACAACUCUAGGGUUUCUCCUGUAUUUAUCAUCUUGAGGAGAUCCCACAGAAAGACACAGACACUAGGUAUACUGCAAUGCACUUCUAGGAGUCAAGAAGCACCCUAUAUGCUUGCUGUAACCGAGCAAAAUGGCAGGGAAAAUGUACUAUCUCAGUUCAGUACAUGUAAGAAGUGGGUUAGCCCUAAACUAGCAGAUAUUUGCAUCGUGUCUCCUCUGCCAAAAAGAUGAAAGUGGUGGGUGUUGAGGGACCUGCAUGAGAAGCUCUGUAAUUUGUGUCCCAGGGAUCUGCCUUCAGUCUUCUCUGUUUAGUUCCUGUGGGGCAAAACCGCAGUGGUUCUGGCAAGAAAGUUCUCUUGAUCCUUGAUUUGUUCUAACAGCUAUGUCUGCCCUGUGGGGUGCAGGGCUGCAAGUGCUCUUCUGCACUUACACUUCCUUGCACAACCUGGGUGUAUGUGAUGCAUGCACUUGCAACGCCUUCCUCAUAUGGAGCCUAUAGCUAUCACAAGGUCUGGCUUGGAUUCACAGGUAAAGUGCAAAAGCAAAUGAGGUCUGGUUGUAAUAGAGUUGGGAUGGGCCAUAUUUAGGGUAGAGCUCUAGGGACUGAUUAUCGGGCAACCUGCUGAGAUGCUCUGGUCUCAGUGCCGUAGUGGUGGGCAGCUGCUGGUCCUAGCCCAGUAUGUUCACAGCAUCUGGCCAAUAAUCCUCCUCACUUUCCCCCGUUCCUUUUAUUUCUAAACCUAGUCUAAUCUGGGGCAAGUUUGGCUGUUGCCAGAGUUAGCAAAGGUUUUAGCUGGUCAUCCGAAUUUGUAACAGCUCUAAACAAGAACAAAUAUCCAAGUGAUUUUUUUUCUGUGGUUGAUUCCUCUCAUGGCAUAUAAGACCAUUUGUUCCUACUCCAGUCCCCAUUCCUCUGUGAGCUCUCCCUCUUUUACCCCCCCACCCCUCACUCCCCAUGUGCAUGUGUACUCUGGAAAAACAGAGGCACAGAGUAAGAAGUGUGAAGGGCAGAAAAUCCCAGCCGUUGUCCACCUGGCAGUUGAUGCAAGUUAAGACAAAAGACAACUUAGCCCUGGUGAUUCAGUUUACUUGUGGAGCUGUAGUAACUAAACGUAUGUGCAUGUGGAUUAUUAGGAAAUCUAAACAAAAAUCUUAGUUACUGUUUACUUGGUUUUCAGUGGAAUCUGUGCUUGAGGUUUUGUUUUAAUUUUCUUCUCUUGAGCAAACCCUGAAGCCAUAGAUCUGAAGACAGCCAGCUCAUCUGUUUGUGUUUCCUUUCUCUUCUUCACCUUUUCCCUAUUCCUGUGAAUCUCAGACACAGGCAUCAUAACUACAUGGUGCAUGAUGUAUAAUAGACCUUUACUUCAUUAAUCAGUUAAAUGAUUCAGAUAUGUAAAACUACACACAUCUUUCAGACUCUGAUGCCAGCCAUUACAAGCAAAAAAAAUUGGUUGCUUUUAGGCCCAGAACCAGACAGUAAUAUGACGAUGAGUGUAGCAGACAAUUACACCAACAAAGGGAUGAGUUGGCUGCUUUGGUUGCUUAUAAACUGAGGCAGUAACUGGUCAUUGUGUUGGAGGCAAAAAUGCUGCAGUCUUAA